Solanum tuberosum (potato) is the source of this 569-nucleotide messenger RNA. Its product is annotated as tRNA:m(4)X modification enzyme TRM13 homolog. Gene Ontology annotation, biological process: tRNA methylation. The coding region runs from base 64 to 558 and encodes 164 amino acids. The transcript has 4 exons. The record is from RefSeq and is a predicted model, not a curated record. NCBI's taxonomy places the organism in Eukaryota, Viridiplantae, Streptophyta, Magnoliopsida, Solanales, Solanaceae.
UUAUUUCGGUAAAUCUACAAUAAAUCUAGUGUGGCAACAGGGUUUAAGCCGAACAGGACGGAAAUGGCGGCACGCUGCAACUUCUGGCUUCCCAAGAAGAAGAGAUUUUGCUCAAACGUCCUUCUCCGAGAUUCACAGUUCUGCGGAAACCAUACUCAAAGAUCUGAUGGACAAUGGGUUCCUUGCCCUAUCCACCCUUCUCACUCUGUGCUGGAAGAGAAUCUGCAGAGUCAUCUUAAGCGAUGCCCUUUUUUCAAACAAGCUCAAUCUUUGUCGAUUCAGCCUUUUUACCAGGAGGGUAUUAAUGCUGGCAAAGAAGAAGAAGAAGGCGGGCAGAAUUUUAGUUCAGAGAUGAAGAGGAAUGCUGUUCACGGGAUGACCCUUUUUGAAUUCUCCCAAUUGAUUAACAAAAUCAAGUCUAUUCAUGCUUCCAUCUGUAGUGACAUUGGUGAUUCUUUCAAGAUUCCUCAAGCUUGUGAUAUUUGGACUAAUCGACAAGUGGACCGGUGUUCUACUAUCGUACUCUUUCGGGUUUGCCAUUUCAAGAGAAACAUGUAAUGCAACAGGCC